Molecule: messenger RNA, 582 nt
Organism: Drosophila subpulchrella
Lineage: Eukaryota; Metazoa; Arthropoda; Insecta; Diptera; Drosophilidae
Exons: 2
Coding region: 1-582 (193 amino acids)
Source: RefSeq, a predicted model, not a curated record
AUGCGCGUUACGUGGGGAUCGGUAGUGACCAUCACUGCUUGGAUAGUGCUGCUGGAGGUCAGGGAGAUAAAGAGCAAGGAGAGUUGUUACUAUGUGACAUUCACCUAUGCCAACUGGACGGAUGACCGACCCCGAUUUGUGGUGAACAUGACGUUCUCGAACCAGACGGGCAUCGGCUCUGUCACCAUCAUCAACGAGGAGAUAGCCUCCCCGGUCUCGCGCAUCCUGAUCCUCCAGCACUCCGCCCGGGAGAAGGCUCGCACCAUAUACAACGCUUCGACCAAGCUGUGUGACCUGCAGAACGUCCUCAACUCAGUGCCGCUUUUCAAGCCGGUCAAGGACAACAUGCUCAAACAGAGUAACUACACGCUUAGCUGCCCGCUGGUCAAGGGCACCUACGUUAUGAACAACAUGCGAGUCAGCCCAAAAAAUCCAAUUCUGAGCCUUCUCUACCAACCAAAGCACACCUUUUCCGUAAAGGGCGGGUUGUUCGAGGAAACGCGGGGUCGACGGCUAAGGCCGGUGUCAACUUAUUUCUUGAUGGGAAAGGUUGUAAAGAAGUCCUGCGGCUCCAAAGAAUAA